This is a messenger RNA of Drosophila mauritiana, 872 nucleotides long. It is a transcript of the gene Obp73a, whose product is annotated as general odorant-binding protein 70. The record is from RefSeq and is a predicted model, not a curated record. NCBI's taxonomy places the organism in Eukaryota, Metazoa, Arthropoda, Insecta, Diptera, Drosophilidae. The transcript is spliced from 3 exons. Gene Ontology annotation, molecular function: odorant binding. The coding region runs from base 77 to 820 and encodes 247 amino acids.
CAUUUCUUCGGGGGACAUUCAUUUGACAGCGGCCCAGGCGAUCGGAUCGGCGUGGAGACUCCAAUUAAUCGCAACCAUGAGGAUUACACAACUUUUAUGCAUCUCGUGCAUGGUUAUCACAUCGAUCGACGCUGUGGAAUAUCUAAUUCGCUUCGAGACGAAAAAGGCCAAGUGCUUGAAUCCACCCAGAACGGCCAGGAAAGUGGAGUCGGUCAUAAGGGAGUGCCAGGAUGAGGUCCGCAACAAGUUGGUUAAUGAGGCCUAUGAGAUACUCAAGGAGCAGGUGUCACACAAUCAGCCGCCCAUCGAUCCGAACGAUGACUCCAUCGACUUCAUUUGGCCUUCUGUGCCCGAGGCACCUUCCCUCGAUCAUUCCCCCAACAUUAGCCAGUACGAGUACAUAGUCUACGAUGAACCCGAACCAAAACGCCAUGUGGCCAGAUUGAUGAGGAACAUCCGACGUCUGGAUGUGGCCAGUUCGGGUAUAUAUCAUCCCACUCUGGUGCCUCUGGAAGACAAACGCAUUGCGGGGUGCCUGCUGCACUGCGUCUAUGCCAAAAACAACGCCAUCGAUCAGAGGGGCUGGCCCACCUUAGACGGACUGGUCCACUUCUACUCCGAAGGAGUGCACGAGCACGGAUUCUUCAUGGCCACCUUGCGGUCCGUGAACCUCUGCCUCCGGACAAUGACCGCCCGGUACGGCGUUAAUCGCAAGGAGCUGCCCAAGAAAGGAGAAAGCUGCGAUCUGGCGUUCGAUGUCUUCGACUGUAUAUCGGACCAAAUUACCGGCUACUGUCUGGAUCAAUACAGCAGAUAUUAGUUAGUCACUCUGUCUAGUGUGCGUAGCAAUUAAAUGUUUAGUGCAAGUUCAA